Messenger RNA from Schistosoma bovis, 3330 nucleotides. The record is from the annotation of a GenBank genome assembly. Lineage: Eukaryota; Metazoa; Platyhelminthes; Trematoda; Strigeidida; Schistosomatidae.
UUUUAUUGUAGGCUUUCAUCAGCUUAAUCUUUUGAAUUGUCGUCAAGUGUUACAAACCACCAUGGAUACACAAUAUGUUAAAUAUAAAACAUUUCCCAGUGACUAAACUCGUUAUAUGUUACUUACUGAUAGUGAUUGCAGAUGUUUCAUAUCUCAUUACUCAAACAAGCACAAUCUGAGCAUUUUCUUUGUUUCUUCCAGUGGCUUUCAAAUCUGUGGGUUGCAGCCAUCCCGCUGAUGGAUGAAGAACUCAAUGAUUCUGAUAUAUCAUUAGAUGAUUCAGUACAUUCAGGUGAAAACGAUGAACUUGUGAAUUUGUUAGAUGUUCCAUAUACCACUACUGAGUCGCGUGAAGAGGAUUCCCUAGAAUAUGAGUAUUAUAUUUGUUUAAACACAAAAUGUUGGUACAAAUUGAAAUAAGAUGAAACAAAUUACAUAAUGGGGUCAUCUUAUUCUUGAUAGUAACCGUAGUUGGUACACAUGUAUCGUUCUAAAUUAAUACGCUUCACAGUGAUAUCAACACAGUGAUAUUGAAUCGACAAAUUAGAAAGCAGACAAUUGAAAACAUCAUAUUCAACAGUAGUGAGAGACAAAACCAAAAAAUGUAGUCGAUGAACAACAAAUAAAUUCGGUAAAUAAAAGGUAUGGAAUAAUGCCAAGCCCAAGAUUCGGAGGAAGAUAAUCGGUCAUUGUACAUGUUUUCCUAAGACUGAUUUAGGAAAACUACGGUAUUCAGCCACAGAUUACGGUUAUCUCGUGAAUAGUGAUCAAUAAACUUGUACGUUACUGUACAUUAGAGACCAAAAGUUGUAUAUGUACUUUGUUCACAUGAACCAAGUUAUUUUGACAAUCAGUAUUCCUCGAAUAAAAUGUUAAAUGUUUUUCAGCUUGAUACACUUCAUUGGUGCCAAUUUCGUAGAUGUCCUUUCUUUUAAAAAGAUGAAUUAUACAUACCUUAAGCUAUUUCAUUCAUUGCAAAUAUUACUAUAGUUUACUGUCAUUUUACUAAUCCUAUCCAACUAGAUAUUACAUCCCAACCAAUUAUCACAGUUGAUGUCUGAUAUUACCAAAGAAGUUGAACAAAUAAUUCAGAUUCCUCCGACUUAUUUACGACUAUUACUUGCUCAUUUUAAAUGGGAUAAAGAUGCAUUGAUGGAAUUUUAUUUUGAACAUGGAAAAGCAGAUACAUUUGCUCAAACAGGUAUUUUAGACCCUAUGGAUAUCCCAGUGACAGGAUCAAGGAAUUUGUGUGAAAAGAAAAACGAAAUUGUUUGUGAUAUAUGUUUCCUACCAACUACUCCAAGUCAAAUGUUUGGAUUGUCUUGCGCUCACUACUUUUGUUUAACUUGUUGGCAGCGUUAUCUUAAAAUUAAAAUAAUGGAAGAAAGUCAAAUUGACCGAAUUUAUUGUCCUUCAUCCAAUUGUCGUAUAAUUGUUGAAGAUGAGGUUGUGUUUCAAAUGAUUACUGAUCAAAAUGUACGCAAGCAUUUUCACAAGCUGAUAUCUAGUAGUUUUGUUCUCCAUAAUCGUGCAUUAACUUGGUGUCCAGGUGUUAACUGUGGACAUGCCGUGCGUUGCUUUGGUCCCCGAGAACCAUAUCAAAUCACUUGUACUAACUGUGGUGAAUGCUUUUGUUUUGCCUGUGGUCAACCAUGGCAUGAUCCAGUUCGCUGUGAACAGUUAAGAACAUGGAUUAAAAAGCUUGAAAAUGAUAGCGGUACGCUUGGCUGGAUUGCAGCUAACACUAAAGAGUGUCCAAAAUGUCGUGCAACUAUAGAAAAAAAUGGUGGUUGUAAUCACAUGACCUGUCGGAAUGUUGAUUGUAAGCAUGAAUUUUGUUGGAUGUGUCUAGAUCGAUGGGAGCCCCAUGGAUCACGAUGGUACACAUGCAAUCGUUAUGACGACUCCGCUGCUAAAUUGGCUAGAGAAGCUCAAGCUAGUUCAAGGUUAUCACUUGAUCGCUAUCUUUUUUAUUCAAAUCGUUAUUUAAAUCAUAUGCAGUCGUUGAGGUUUGAGGCACGUCUAUAUGAAACAGUGCAAAGUAAAAUGGAAUCAAUGCAAGCUCAUGGAACAUCUUGGAUAGAUGUUAAAUUUUUCAAAAAAUUAGUUGAAAUUCUUUGUCGCUGUCGAAGAACACUCAUGUAUACUUAUGCUUUUGCUUAUUUCCUAAAAAAAAACAAUCAUUCAUUGAUAUUUGAAAGUAAUCAAAGUGAUUUAGAACAAUCUACAGAACAGUUAUCGGAAUAUCUAGAUCGUGAUUUAUCUAAUAUCAAUUUAAAUGAAUUAAAACAGAAAAUGCAAGAUAAAGCCAGAUAUUGUGAAAGUCGCCGAAAUGUUCUUUUAGAUCACGUACAUGAAGGUUAUGAUAAAGGAUUUUGGGAGCAAUCUGACACUUGUUAGUGUUUGCGUAGAUGUAUGUUCAUCCAUCCACACGCACAUAGACUACCACAGUCUUCGUUUCCAUGUGUAUAGUUCCUAUUUUUGAAUCACUAUGAUCUCGUUGAUAUCAAUUUUUCUAUUUUCCCUCGUUCAUGCGUACCUCAGUAGUUUUGCUUAUGUAUAUGCACUCUCAGUAAUAUCACUAAAAUAUAAAUGAUGAAGACUUAACCAAACCAGGUCAUCAUUAUGUGUUUAUAGAACUCUUUUUUUGUAACCCCAAUCAGCAAUUAUAUACUAUUUGCAUUCCUGAGUCUUGUCAUCCUUUGCAACUUCGUUUUCUAUGUUGUAUUGUUUAUGUAUUCUUCCUUCCCAAGUCAUAUUUCAUUUAUUAAUUAGUUGAAUGGAUUAUUGUCACUUUUAGUAAAGUUCCUAUUAUUAAGAUUACCAUUGUUUUCUCGAAUAACCAUAGCAGCGUACAAACUGAUACAGUUAAAUUGAUAGAAAUUUUCCCAUCUAUUUUGUUUUGCCAUGUACAGUUCUGUUUCUGCUUUUAUUUAUUUGUCUACAUAUUUGCACAACAGUUUUAAGCAUGUUGACACAAAUACAUUUGUAUAACUAUUGUUCUUGUCAAAUACUAUGGUGAAUCUGUCACCCUGGUCAACAUUAGACCAGGAAAGCUGUCUUCGAUUUUUGAUUGUAAAUUGAAUAUUACUUGCAAACAUUCAUAUGUGUAACAUAUGCUGAAGUACACAUAUGACUUGCAUCCCUUGUUAGGAUUCUACGAUUUCUUAUUUGCUUUCUGCCUUCACCCAUGAUUUUUCAUGGCCAUAUGAAGUACUUAGAUUUUAGUUUCCGAUUGCCUGGAUAAUUAACAUUGCAAGAAAGUCAAUGUUUACUCUUUGUUGAGUUUUCUCUAGCGAUGUUUUUUCAACGAAUUAUUUUCUAGUUGCU